Molecule: messenger RNA, 2442 nt
Organism: Oryzias latipes (Japanese medaka)
Lineage: Eukaryota; Metazoa; Chordata; Actinopteri; Beloniformes; Adrianichthyidae
Product: tetraspanin-5
Cellular component (GO): plasma membrane
Source: RefSeq, a predicted model, not a curated record
UCAGACUGAGAAAGACUCUGAUUGGCUGCAGCAAAUGUCGCUUUAACAUCGGCCAUGUCUGUUGUGGAAACUGCGGGUCAGAUGGAAGUCCGUGGGUUUGGAUCACGGGGUGGAUUCAUGUCACGCGCAAUGCUCCCAUCGAGGCGCUAAAUGAACUGACAAGACCUGUCAAACAAUACCGAGGCUUCGAUGUGAUCCGUUCCUGGCGCGAGGACCAGAGCAGAUCCUUCCAGAUGAUCUCGGGAAAGCAUUUCAAGGCUCACGAGGUGAGCUGCUGCAUCAAGUACUUCAUCUUCGGAUUCAACAUUAUAUUCUGGUUCCUCGGUGUGGCGUUCCUUGGCAUUGGAUUGUGGGCAUGGAGUGAAAAGGGUGUUCUCUCUAACAUCUCUUCCAUUACUGAUCUGGGGGGCUUCGACCCCGUCUGGCUCUUCCUCGUGGUGGGUGGUGUCAUGUUCAUCCUCGGUUUUGCCGGUUGUAUAGGAGCGUUACGGGAAAACUCAUUUCUGCUCAAGUUUUUCUCCGUCUUCUUGGGUAUCAUCUUCUUUCUGGAGCUGACUGCUGGAGUCCUUGCUUUUGUUUUCAAAGACUGGAUCAAGGAUCAGCUGAACUUUUUCAUCAACAACAACAUCCGAGCUUACAGAGACGACAUUGAUUUGCAAAACCUUAUUGACUUCACCCAGGAAUACUGGGAGUGCUGUGGGGCUUUCGGAGCUGAUGACUGGAAUUUGAACAUCUACUUUAACUGCACCGACUCAAAUCCAAGCCGUGAGAAAUGCGGAGUGCCGUUUUCCUGCUGCACCAAAGAUCCAGCGGAGGAUGUCAUCAACACUCAGUGUGGAUACGACAUCCGCGCAAAAACAGACUCGGAGCAGAGGACCUUCAUUUACAUAAAAGGCUGUGUUCCCCAGUUUGAGAAAUGGCUUCAGGACAACCUGACCGUGGUGGCAGGCAUCUUUAUUGGAAUUGCAUUACUACAGAUCUUCGGCAUAUGUUUGGCACAGAAUCUUGUGAGCGACAUUGAUGCUGUGAGAGAGAGUUGUUUAUACACCUAAGACCUUAACAAACCUUUGGUCAGCAAAGUGGAUGUAAUAAGAACUUUGUGCAGUCUGGAUGUCAGCAUUGAGAGACAAAAAGAAAAGUAAAUCAUAUGUAUAUAGAAAUUAAAUAAGAACUUAUAGAGAUUUUCCUGAAGAAGUGCAACCUCUGAACAUGAAGUGUAGCUCUGAUAUGUUAUAAUAUAAACAAAUGCAGUUCAAUUCGUCACAGUUCCACAGCUCUGAUGGUAGCAGCUGUGUGGAGGAAUGAAGGCGUUGUGCUGCGUUACACAUGAGUGUUAGCUUUAUAAGUCUUCACAGCUGCACUUUAAACAGCUGCAUGAAAGGAUUGUGUCCAAACGCAAAGAAAAUUCUGGAAAUGCACUGAACGCCUUUUGUGCACUGAUGAGACAUCGGUUCACUCAAAAGAAUUCCAUGAAGUGUUUUACAGGUUUUGUUUAAUGUAUUCGAGUGAACUGACUGAUAAGCACUUUGUUGGCUGCUUAAAUAUGCUUUCCCUAAAGCUAUGAAGCAUUCAGUUAAGAUUCAAUAACGCGUUUGUUUAUAAUGUAGAAUUUAAAGGGCGGUCUGUCAGAAACAAAAAAAAAUCAAAUACACUGAUGUUGCAUGUACAGAAAAUACCAACUUAAGCACUUUAAUCAAAAGCAGGAGAUAAACCUCACAGCGGUCAUUCAUCUUUGCUUAUUACUGGCUAUUUUACAUGGUCAGAAACAGUUUUGAAGGUGGCAUCUCCUAAAAAUUAUUUGAUUUCUAAAUAUUUAUCAUGUUUGACCAAAAGCAGCUCUGUAAAAAAAGGAAUCUGGUGCCAUGCCUUAUCGGUUAUAUCAGCAACUUUUGCAUCUGUACCUUUUAUUGGCUUUCAAAAUGCAAGUUGUUACUGGAUACAAGUGAUUUUCAGCAGCAUGUUGACUCCUCUUAAUGACACUGAAGUGAGUGUACAGUUAAUGUAAAGCCUUCUUACAUGCAGUACUUGAAAGCAGAGCACACCGGCUCUGCCACCAGCAGUUUUUGUUGAUGCAAACAUUGCCAUGAGACUGUAUCAUGAAGCUUCUUCCUUGUAUUUUUACCUUACCAGUCAGUGUAUUUUCUGGUUUCUCACACAGAUGGAUGGUAAAAUCUCAGCAGGUUUCACAGAUUUUCUCCUUAUGUUGAAUACUUUAGAAUUGUGAGCUCUACAAGGCAGAUUGUGUCAGAUGUUCUCUUUCUAUAGCAGAUUCACAUGAUUGUGUUGACUUACUACACUCUUUAUCUCCAUCUAGUGCCAAGUUUGUGAUUUCCUACAUAGUAUUAUAAGUCCUUCUUUUUGUAUUAUGUGCUUGUUAUUCCUGUAAAGAACUGGUUGGAGAUGUAAAUAUGCAGACUCUGAAUAAAUUUGGUGCUUUGUAUA